AGGCGGGACAUAGCCUAACGUCUGCAGGGGGCGGAAGUUCGUUUUGACAUAGAGAACAAGUCUGCAGUUCCGGUAUUUCGGUAUAGAGAAACUGCAGAUAACGGGUUUUUGUGGAUUUUAUUCCUGUUGACCAAGAUCGGAGUAGCUGGUGGGGUAAUAAUGGGGUGCGGUGAAUUUACGUGCUCCAAAAAUGCUCUGUGCGCUGUAAACGUGGUUUAUAUGAUGGUGGGCCUUUUGCUGACAGGAGUGGCUGCAUGGGGUAAAGGCUUUGGAAUUGUUUCCAGCAUACCCAUUAUUGGAGGAGUUAUUGCAGUUGGUGUGUUCCUGCUAAUCAUAGCCAUAGUUGGACUUGUUGGAGCCAUCAAUCACCAUCAAGUCAUGCUGUUUUUUUAUAUGGUUAUUUUGUUUCUAGUCUUUAUUUUUCAGUUUGGUGUGUCCUGUUCUUGUCUGGCCAUGAACAAAGGUCAGCAGAAAGCUCUCUUGAGUUCUGCCUGGGGAAUUGCAUCAAAUGAAACUCGUAAUACAGUUGAAAAAAAUUUAAACUGCUGUGGAUUUAUGAAUGAUACCAGAAAUGCUGAACAAUUUAAAAUGGACUAUACACUUUGUGGAGCCCCAUGUAAGCGAAAUGGAAGCCAUUGUGAAACCUGUGGUGAUAAAAUGUUGGCACAUGCAGAUGAAGCUCUGAAAAUCAUGGGCGGAGUGGGAUUAUUUUUCAGUUUUACAGAGCAUCACACAGAGUUGGAGGGAACUGAAGUUGACAUGAACAGCCCAGAUCUCUGUGCCCACAAAACAUGGGAACCACAGUUUUACAUUUAG
This is a messenger RNA of Protopterus annectens (West African lungfish), 816 nucleotides long. RefSeq names its product tetraspanin-31-like. The transcript has 6 exons. Gene Ontology annotation, cellular component: membrane. The record is from RefSeq and is a predicted model, not a curated record. Bases 160 to 816 code for a protein of 218 amino acids. NCBI's taxonomy places the organism in Eukaryota, Metazoa, Chordata, Ceratodontiformes, Protopteridae.